GACAUCUUCCCUCGGGCCAGGCGGCAGCAGUCACCAUGAAGGUCGAGCUGUGCAGUUUCAGCGGGUAUAAGAUCUACCCGGGACACGGGCGGCGCUACGCCAGGACCGAUGGGAAGAUUUUCCAGUUUCUUAAUGCAAAAUGCGAGUCCGCAUUCCUUUCCAAAAGGAAUCCUCAGCAGAUAAAUUGGACUGUCCUCUAUAGAAGAAAACACAAGAAAGGACAGUCAGAAGAAAUUCAGAAGAAAAGAACUCAUCGAGCAGUCAAAUUCCAGCAUGCCAUCACGGGUGUAUCCCUUGCUGAUAUCAUGGCCAAGAGGAAUCAGAAACCUGAAGUCGGGAAAGCCCAGCAAGAGCAGGCUAUCCGGGCCGCCAAGGAAGCAAAAAAGGCUAAGCAGGCAUCCAAGAAGACAGCAAUGGCUUCAAAACAGCACCUAAACAAAAAAUUGUGAAGCCUGUGAAGGUCUCCGCUCCCCGAGU
Phodopus roborovskii (desert hamster) is the source of this 477-nucleotide messenger RNA. RefSeq names its product 60S ribosomal protein L24-like. The transcript has a single exon. Gene Ontology annotation, molecular function: structural constituent of ribosome; mRNA binding. Lineage: Eukaryota; Metazoa; Chordata; Mammalia; Rodentia; Cricetidae. Gene Ontology annotation, biological process: cytoplasmic translation. The record is from RefSeq and is a predicted model, not a curated record. Bases 36 to 449 code for a protein of 137 amino acids. Gene Ontology annotation, cellular component: cytosolic large ribosomal subunit.